Penaeus vannamei (Pacific white shrimp) is the source of this 4647-nucleotide messenger RNA. The record is from RefSeq and is a predicted model, not a curated record. Lineage: Eukaryota; Metazoa; Arthropoda; Malacostraca; Decapoda; Penaeidae.
AUUUAACACUUGUUUUUAUUUGUUUUUAGUAACUUCAGCAUUCUAUUAUGGGGACUAAUAUUUUUUAUUAUAUUUUUAUUUAUUUGUGCCUUGGUUAAUGAUUUGUUCUAAGUCUUUGUUAAAGCAGUGGCUGUUGUUCAAUCUGUUUUGUUCUCAGUUAUACAUCUCUGUAGAAAAAAUAAAUAUUCUAAACCUCAUUUGCUAAAUCGCAGGUACGAACCAAAUACUACUGCGGAGAAUGCCCAGGUUGUCUUACCACAACGCCCUGUGGGAACUGCUUGUACUGUGAAGAUAUGCCAAAGUUUGGAGGGCCCGGAAGAUAUAGACAGAAAUGUGUGAAGCAGUUGUGCGUUUACUCCCCGACUGCAAGCACUGAAGUUGUCAAAUCGGUCAAAACUAACGUAUGAUGAGCAGCACAUUGCCCAGGAAACCCUCUCCCAUCUAGCAUGCGCCCCAGAAGGAGCUAUUCAUUUAGAGUGUGAAGUGAGCCCAAUGAGCAGAGAACACCUGGAAGAAACCGAAAGUAUAGAAGAAAUUGAACAGAUAGAUGAGACUGAUGGCGUGACAGAAGGAGAAGAUAGCAACGCCAUGUCACAGGUCAGAAGCCUUUUAGAGAGCAUCAGUGCAAAAGCAGGAAUGGGUGAGCCAGGGCCAAUUACCAAAGUUGAAUCCAUACCCCUUAUCAGUGUUACUCCUGAACCAGACAUUUCUGAAAGAGAGGCACUGGAAGUUCCUGUCGAUGUUCCUGUCACCAUAGACACGCCCGGUGUCGCAGAAGAAGAGCAACCAUCUCGCUUGGCUACUGAGGAAGGUGAGGAGGACUUGGAGGAAGUGGAAGAGGAUGAAGAGGAUGAUGAUGAUUUGGUGUCUGAAGCAUCCGAUGUUCCUUCACCACCAUCGACACCUUCUCCGCGCCCUAGAGUACGUGGACGAAAGCAUAAUAGAGGUAGAGGGCGGGGGAGAGGCAAACUUACAAGAGCGAGUCUAGCGAGGUUGAAAAAAGCCACAAGACGAGGUCGUAGACGGAGGACUCCUCGUUUCACACUUGGUCCUGAGGAUCAUUCUGAUUAUGAAGAUGAGAUAAUGUUAGUGGAGACUGGCGAGUCUCUGGUAGAGGAACCAUCAGCUUCUGAUAAGUGUGAGACAAAGGGAGACUUGGAUCUCCAACCUUCAAAUGAUGCGUCAACUAAAGACAUCAACAAUGGCCAAGGAACCAAAGAAAAACCAACUAAUAUUCCAGCAGCAGAGAAAAUUGAGGACCAAGGAUAUUCCAAAUCAUCCACAGUGGAAGUGAAAGGUGACAUCAGAACUGUGCAUAAGGUUGAUUUGAUGUUCCAAGAGUCGCAGGUGAAUGUGUCGCAGAAUCCUAGUGAAAACACAGAUUCAGUUAGUCAUAAGCACAAUGGCCCGUAUGUAUUUCAUGAUGAGGAAUCCGGUCAGGGUGGAAGAGAUGUCAAUGAAAACUUGGGGUCUGUAAGUGAGACAGCAUCUGCAUAGCACUUGCUUCAGAAACCUAUAAAGCCCACCCAUAUUCCAGUACAACUUUCAAGAGAAUAAGCUUGCCAAGUGUGACUGUUUGACAGGUGUGUGUAUAGACAGACAUUAUAUACAUACAUAUAUAUACAUAUAUGUUAUAUGUGCAUAGAAUAAGAAUGUUCUUGUUUACAAUUCCUUUAGCUUCAUCAUGAGAAUGUUGAUGUUAUGGCUUCUGAAUCAUUGUUAUUUUGUUAUUUUUGAGCUGCUCAUUAACAGAAAGUAGUACACAUUAUAUUCUCUGAUAUGUUCAGCUCAUUGACUGUGAAAGAAAUGAUCUGCUUUACAAAUUAACCAUGUAAGACCACUGUGUAAUGCGAAGAUCAGUUGUAAUCAAUUUAUCUGUUUAAAGUUGGGUAAAGUAUGUCGAUGGAAGAAGCAUUGACGGGCACUGCUUGUUGAACACAGGCACAUUGUUCCUCUUUUCCUUUGGUAAUAUUUCUAAGCUAGUCAGGUAUGUCAUCCUUGACUUACAGUGAAGUAAAUAUUGCAGAAACUCUGAUGUGCCAUGAACAUUAAGUCAAGUGAUGAAGAGUGCAUAAUGUUAUAAGUCAUGAUUACAAAAGUAUGAACUUUUGGCAGUGUGUGAAGUAAAUGUAAAUAUGGCAACAUGUUGUUAAAGAUGAUGCCUUUCUGAAUCUCAUAUGUGCCCAAAAGUUAACAAAUUAUUUAAGUGCCAUUUUCCUCUUGUCCAUUUGGACAGAAAUUUAUUAUAAAGUGAACUUUAUAAUCCUGCAAAUAUUCCUUAACUUCAAUUAUUUUUUGGAAGAAGUACAAAGUUGUGUCUAAUUGUGAAUGUGAUGAGCCACUGAUGCGAUGCUGACUGCUUAUAAAAUAUGGUAGUAUUAGUGCCAAGCAAGGCCAAGUGUUUCAUUGUACCUUGAGUGAUUAGUGAUUGUAUUCUGUUAGCUCUGGAGAGUUAAAGGAGCAUGAACAGUGUUUGAAUUUAUUCCAGAAAGUCAAAAUAUUUGUUGUGCUAUUUGUUACUUUAAGAACCUUCAGAUUCUGUACAUUAUUUCCUUCCAUAAAGAGUUGUUAUGCAGCUACAUGCUUUGAUUUUUGUUGACAAGACUAACCACUCCAAUAGAGCUUGUGAUUGUACAUACACCAAUGAACCCUUGCUAUUGAGAUUUCAGCAUCUGCGUGUUUGCUUAGAGGCAGUAUAAUAUUAUAUAAUAUUACUGUAUUUUGUUAUAUAAGCUACAAAUGCUCCAUGUUUGGUGUUCCUAUAUUGUUCUUAGUUUUAGUCAGUAGAGUUAUAUUGAUACUAGAGUUUUGCCAUAUAGUACCUAGAUAUAUUUAAAUAGGAACUUAUGCUGAAUAAAACUGAUAUAUAGCUUUCUUUUUUCAUAUAGGAAGCACUAUUUGUGUUCAGAUGGAAAUAUGUUGGUUGUUCUUGCACAUUUGAAGAUAUUUUUUGCUUAUUUUUUGAAUUGACUAAAUGUAGAAAGUGAUUUAAAAUAUUGUGGAAAAUAUUCAGACAUAUUAGUAUUUAUGUAUUUUGUUACUGCACAAUAGUUAAGGCAAACAGUGGCGUGCAUACUCUUCACGGGAGUUACUAGUCGGUAUAUUUGCUCGAAUGUGCUCUGUGUAUGUUUGACUUUUUUCUUUUCUCUUUCUCUUUUUUUUUUCUUUUCUUUUCUUUUCUUUUCUUUUCUAUUCUUUUCUUUUCUUUUUCAAUCUGAUAUUAUUUACAAAAGAGACAUGUAAGUAUACGAGCCUUUGCUACAAAAAGGGACUUGAUUUCUAAAGUACUAUCUUAUAUGUUUUGCAAAGAACAUUGGGAUAUUCAACAAAAUGGUUUUCAUUAACUUAUUUUAACUAAUGGCGGGAAUAAAAUACCCAGCAGUAGUGACUUUGUAGUCAAUGCUGUAUAGGAAGUUUUUUUUAAGUUAGUAUAUAAACAUUAUAAACAAAUAUUUUAUUUUUUUAUAAUUUUAUUUUAAAAAUAUUUUCCACAAACAUACACAUAAAAUUUACACUUGCAUGCACAUGCACUACAAAAAGCAAAUUAAUUUAAUUGCCAGUAAUAUUGAGAAUAUAUAAAAUUUUCAUUUUAAUGGUAUAAGUUAAAAUAGCAAUUGCAAUAUUCAUGUGUUAUUUUGAGGGAAAAGUUUCACUUUUUUUUUUUAAGACCAUUGGGUUGAAAAUGCUCUAUACUUCAUAGUGUGCAAUGCCUGCGUGCCUGUCCUGCUGCACAUAUCAUGUCCUUGUGGCAUUUACAGGGUAUUUAACUUUUCUUGUACACUAAAUAAAUCUGAUCCUGUUGAUUUUCAUUCCAGGCAAGUGAAUGAAUGGAAAUUAUUUUUGUCAUGGUCUAUGAGAGAAAAUUAUGUACCUAUAAUUUACUUCUAAAAACAGUGAAUAUGAAUAGUUCUAAGAGAGAAUCAUGCCUUAAAUUCACUUACCUUAAACUAUUUUUCGGAAGAGUUGUUUAAAAGAAAUUAUUAGCUAUGUAUGCUAUUUGUAAAAAAAGUGCUUUUGUGCAACUAUGAGCCAUAAAAAAAGUUGUGGGAGUCCUGUAAGUGUCAUUGUAAUUAAACUCCAAAUAGACCACAAUUAGGUCUUGUCAGUCAAAGCUUGAUGUGUUCAAUCAGGCUGCAAAUCCAUUUCCUUCUGUGUUGAACUAGUUCCACACAGUUGUCAGCAAUAGUAAUAUCAAAAGUAUUUUAUACCAACCAAGAUCCAGUAACAGGCAACACUUAAGAUUUUGCAGUCUUCCUAAGUUCUCCAUAGAUUGUUUAAGAGCUUUCCUGUCAUUUUACAACUUAAUGGCCCAGUUGUCAUGAAAACAAGAAUAUAUUAACAAUGUAUAUAUGGAGUGUUUGUGUAGAUAACAUAGAUUUCUCAAAUGGGCAGUAUUGCCAGCCUUUUCUCCAUCUACACUAAGAUGCAAUGGAUCCUUGUCAGUGGGAAUACCAAAUAACAAGAAACAUUUCCCUACAAAAUACUUUAAGAAUUCGUUCUUUGAAACAUCUUGAACAUCCUGUACAAAGGAAGAUUCAGUCCCUACCUAUGAGCUGUGAGACUCUCCCAGCCUUUCUGUACCCACACAGUUGCCAAAAUUGCCGCACAGUGUUCAGUGUAAGUCUAAAUAAAGCAUAUGCAAAGAAA